Messenger RNA from Poecilia reticulata (guppy), 4547 nucleotides. It is a transcript of the gene htr2cl1, whose product is annotated as 5-hydroxytryptamine (serotonin) receptor 2C, G protein-coupled-like 1. Gene Ontology annotation, cellular component: plasma membrane; dendrite. The record is from RefSeq and is a predicted model, not a curated record. Lineage: Eukaryota; Metazoa; Chordata; Actinopteri; Cyprinodontiformes; Poeciliidae. Gene Ontology annotation, molecular function: neurotransmitter receptor activity; G protein-coupled serotonin receptor activity. Gene Ontology annotation, biological process: serotonin receptor signaling pathway; G protein-coupled receptor signaling pathway, coupled to cyclic nucleotide second messenger; phospholipase C-activating serotonin receptor signaling pathway.
UUCAGCUCUUGUGUCAGAGUCCUUCACAGCCGUUUCUCUCUCAUCCCAUCAAAGCCCUUCUUCCUCUCCCGUGUUUAAACUUUACCUUUUAGAAAGCGCCCAUUCCAACUCAUACAGAAUGACUUUAUGAGCGGUAGUUUCCCCCCUGAACUUUCGGAAGGAUACGCUGUUAUUUGGACCGGUUUCCGGACACAGAGCGACCCUUUUUUUUUUAUUUUUCUUGCGCUCUCGACCGGGAUGGAUAACCCGCGUCCUGCGGGUCUGUCCUGCUGUUUCUCCGGGACAAACUAAACCAAGCCGUGCGGAGACGCGGGUUGUGGGGCUUAUAAGACAACAGAAGAAAAACUGAAUCCCCAAUUCGACGAAAUGACAUGGAGACAAGAUAAUUAGGAUUCAACACCAAGACGACAUGCUAACGGAUGCAGACAUGAGGCGUCUAGAGGAUGACAGGAACUUCCAGACCUGCUGACUCUCUUCAGGGAAGAAGCUUCACAAGCGUCAACGUCAGAGAUUAAAUCCUCAGAAGCUCCUGAACGUCUUCAUAUACGACUGACGGAAAACACAGAAGAGUCUGGAACCGCACUUAGAAUAUCCUGAAGGCGCAGAAAGCACACAUCUUCGCCGCAGAUGUGUGGAGUGACAGAUGACAUGGGGAUUAAUACAUCAGGUGAGGGAGCAAGCCAGGGACGCUGCGUCGCCAAGAGUCACUUCUGCCGGUAACAGAAAUGAGCGGAAAAGGCCCAGCACAUCGAUCAGCGGGAGAGAAGAACUCAGACUGAUCAUCAACGCUGAUCUGACAGAUGGUGGAAACCCACUUGGGAAAAAAAACAACAACAAAAAAACACCUUGAGAAGUGAGGUUUACAGCUGAAAGCAAGAGAUUCAAAGAGCUGUACCUUUUGGCAAACAAACCACCUCUGAUUGGGUGGGUGCAGAAGGCUGUGGGCAGCCAGCCAUGGGUAUGAGUGAUCCAAUUUCCAGCUCGCAAUUAGAAACACUUAAGGUCUGUGUUCUAGUAGGCGGGAGAUGUGGCUCAAUACCAAUAAACAACUUGGGACAGCAUGACUCGCCGUCUAAGUUGAGGUCCCUUUGCCAGUGGUAUCUUGGCAGGAAAUGGGAGGUUUAAACCUCAAACAACAACUUGAAACUGUUUGCAACAAGCAACACUUUUGUUUCCCCUCCGAUAUAGUAUGAUAGAAAAUCUAAUCCCUCCCAAACUUCUCCCUCUAUUUUCCUGUCCGUCAAGUUUCUCCUUCCCUCGGAUGUUGUGCCGACCCAUAAUUAAGCUCAUGUUUGAAAACCCAACUCAACGCUUUGUGCGUUGCUAGCAAGCAAAAGGAUUCCAACACCUUUCAGUCUUUGAAACAGUGACUACUCUUGUGAGGAAUGGGUGGCCCAGCAAGGGCUCUCCUCGGUGGGUUUGGCACAACCACCUCCUCCCUGGAGGUUGGGAGUCAGAUAGGUUGGCCGAGCAACAACCCACUGGACUUCAAUCAAACCCUGGCGUGGGGAAUGGGAGGAGGCGCGAGUGCGGCAGCCAUGAGUCUGGGUUUGGGUUUGGACAAUUCGACCACCCAGGAGUCGGUCACCAAGUCUGUGAUCAAAGAGAAGAACUGGCCGGCGCUGCUGAUCCUGGUAAUCAUCGCACUGACGGUCGGGGGCAACAUCCUGGUGAUUCUGGCGGUGUCCCUGGAGAAGAAGUUGCAAAACGCCACCAACUUCUUUCUGAGGUCGCUGGCUGUGGCGGACAUGCUCGUAGGCAUCCUGGUCAUGCCCAUUUCCCUCAUCAACAUCCUCUACGACUAUGCCUGGCCUCUACCCAGCGCCCUUUGCCCAAUCUGGAUCUACCUGGACGUGCUGUUCUCCACCGCCUCCAUCAUGCACCUGUGCGCCAUCUCCCUGGACCGAUACGUCGCCAUCCGCAACCCCAUUGAGCACAGCCGCUUCAACUCCAGAACCAAAGCCAUGAUGAAGAUCGCUGCUGUCUGGACCAUUUCUAUAGGCGUGUCGAUGCCCAUCCCGGUGAUCGGUCUCCACAACGAGGACAAGGUUUUUGUCAAUGGCAGCUGUGUCCUCAACGAAGAGCGCUUCAUGCUGAUUGGUUCUUUUGUGGCCUUCUUCAUCCCGCUUGUCAUCAUGGUGGUGACUUACUGCCUCACCAUACAGGUUCUCCAGAGGCAGGCCACGGUCUUCCUGUAUGAAGCCAAGUCUUCUUCCCAGCAGCCUUUGAGCGCACCAGCAAUCACACUGCAGCCUCCACCGAGCCCCUUCCACCUUCCACAAAUCAACACUCUUUCCCCUCCAAACUCGCAAGAACUGAAGCCGCCGCCCCUCCAGGGCAGACGGAACACGCUGAGCUGCCUGAAGGGCCCGGAGCCCAGCAUUCUGCUCAGCGCCUCCACCUCGGACAGCCUCAGCAUCAUUCCCAGCUCCGAGGCCGCAUCGCAGCUCAGCUCUCCGGCCGCCGGGCCAGGCCGGAGCGAUGCCUCGGGUUGCCAUGGGAGACGAGGGAUGAUGCAGGCCAUAAAGAACGAGAGGCGGGCCUCCAAGGUCCUGGGAAUUGUCUUCUUCCUCUUCCUUGUCAUGUGGUGUCCGUUCUUCAUCACCAACGUCACCUUUGUCCUGUGCCACGACUCUUGCAACGAGUCGCUGCUCCACGAUCUCCUGAACGUCUUUGUCUGGGUGGGUUACAUCUCCUCCGGGGUCAACCCUCUGGUCUACACCCUCUUCAACAAGACCUACAGGAGAGCUUUCUCCAACUACAUCAGGUGCCAGUACAAAGCCGGGGCUAACGCGGCGGGACAGGGUGGCAAAACCCUCCUCACGCCCCAGCAGUGCCCGUCGCACGCCGUCACCCCUCUGUUGAUGGGCGGCCACGACAAAGCAGGGGUGGACCGCAACAGUAACUGUCGCAACGGCAGCAGGGGAGACAACGGGAGGCUGACGGUAGACCCGGAGGACACGACAGACGACGGGACGCAAAUCGGAUUAGUGUCGCAGAGCCUGUCGGAAUGCCACAACGCCGGCACGCUUUCAGAAACGGAGCCAGAAACGGAGAUUGAGCAGGAGCUGUCGCUCAUCAGCUACCCUCCCCCCAGAGAACACACAAGCAGCGUGUGACUGCAUGCUCGCCCCCCUUUUGCUCCGACUCCAACCUCCUCACCCGGGGGCUGUUACGUGGAGAGCUGCUGAAGUGCACCAGCUCUAUCCGGACGUCACAGAAGCAGAGGGCGGAAAGGCGUCGAAGAGAAAAAUAACCCUCAACAUUCCAAACACGUUUGCCGUCAGCUUCGCCAAAACGUUCGGUCUCAUACCGUGAAGCUCAGGUUUUGACCUGUGGGGUUGAUGUGUUCAUCAACCAAACCUUGUGUUGCAUUUCAUGGAGACUGAGGUAUCGAGCGAGGCAAGGGACAAAGUGAAGUGGGACUCGCUGUUAACCUGGUAUGAAGUCAGGCGGCCCCUCCUGGAGUCCCACUGAUGCGGGUUACAGAGCCAAGCGGGCCCCCCACGGAGUCCAACUGUGACUUGGAGCCCUCGCAGAGAGCGAAGACACGGUCCGAGCAAACUCAACCAAAUACACAUCUGAAACAGUCAAGCUUGACUGGCUGAACCUUUUCACACUGCUCAGCUGACGGAGUCUACAGAGGAGACUCUUCAUAACGGCUGCAGUGAAAGUUUUCCCUGAGAGAACAGAGAUGAAGGAAUGUACAAUCACCUCUACGCUCCGGUGGACUCGCAGUGCCAUCUAGUGGUCAUGGAAAUAUCUUCGAUUGACCAAAGUAGAUAAAAGAGCUAAAAGUAAAAGGGAAAGAUGAGGGGGGGAAUAAAAAAAAGGCAGAGUCCUUUCACCUUUACUGCUUCUGUCGUCAAAUACAACCACCUUGGAGACUCACAGCUUCCAAAAUGUUUUUACUGAAAUCCACCAAUAAAGUUUAAACUAAAAGAGGGGGGGGGGAUGUUUUUGAUAGAGUGCACAACUAUUUUACAGAUUGUCUUUAAUAGGAACAAAGCAUAUGAAUUUUUUUACACUAGCCAUUCGAAAUAGUCAUGGUUUUUAUCAGCUAGUCUUAAAUGUGGAGGUUUAUAUGCCCAUGUUGCCAUCUCUUCCUUUGUUUUCUACUCUAGAAGAAAAGCAUGGCAGUCCGCAACUUUACUUAGUGUUCAGCUGUAGUACAAGCAAGAGCUGAAAAAAGAACAUUUUCUGUCUGCUUACACCAUGAAACGGAUCUAUUUGUGACCUGAUCAGUUUCUUCAUCUCUGUUAGGAUGUGGGCCACUGAAAAACAACAAAAUACAGAGACAAUAUUCAAACCAACAUCAAAAACCUGAUACUUUCAAAAGUAUUCACACCCCUUGAAGUGUUUUAGGUUUUUUAAUCUUUACAAACAAAAAGUUUAGUGUAUUUAAAGGGGCAGUAUUAUGUAUUUUCCAGGCAUAAAGUGCUAUUCUGUAGCACAAAUAACUGAUAUAAAAAUACUAUAUAUAUUUAAUAUAACUUUAAAGAAAUUUGACUUAGUAAUUUAACACCUUGAAAUUGGACUUCCGUCUC